AUGCCCGGUUUUAUUGCACCUUAUCGUAGCGUGCGCUACCAUCUUAAAGAGCAAGAUGGUAGGGAACCAUUGAACCAUCGCGAGCUUUUUAAUCUUCGUCACUCAUCACUUCGAUCAAAGAUAGAGAGCGCAUUUGGAAUUCUGAAAAAUCGUUUCAAAAUUCUAACAUGUAGACCUGAUUUUCCAUUUCAAACACAGGUCAAGAUUGUUAUUGCAUGUUGCAUUCUACAUAAUUAUAUAAUGAUAGUUGAUCCAGAUGAUCGUUACAUAACAGAAGAUGUAGUUUUUGAUGAAAGCGAGAGUGAAUUUGUUAGUGAAGAAUCUGAGGUUAGCAUGCUCAAUUUAAGCAAAAGGGAACAGAAAGAAGCACAAGCUACUUGGUUAAAGAAAAGAGAUGAAAUAGCAAAGUCUAUGUGGAUAGAAUAUUGUGCUCGAUAUAAGGAAGGUAAUGAGGUGGAAAUAGGAUUAGGUGAUUAG
This is a messenger RNA of Asparagus officinalis (garden asparagus), 477 nucleotides long. RefSeq lists its product as uncharacterized. The transcript has a single exon. The record is from RefSeq and is a predicted model, not a curated record. The coding region runs from base 1 to 477 and encodes 158 amino acids. NCBI's taxonomy places the organism in Eukaryota, Viridiplantae, Streptophyta, Magnoliopsida, Asparagales, Asparagaceae.